AUGGCAUUAUUCCCAGAUUGUAUUAGACUAUUUACCGGAGAAGAUGUAAGUAAAGAAAAAGUUUGUUUAACUUUUGACAAAGCUGUAUUUAGUAGAAACAUUUCAAAUAAAAAUAAAUUUCCACAAGAUAAGAUUGAAAUUGGAUUUGAGAUUGUUACGGAUAAAUGUUAUCAAUUUGUUUGUUAUAACAAAACUGACUAUUUUCAAUGGAUUAAUACAAUUCCAUUAUUCUGUAAUUUUACUGGUGUUUUUGGAUAUCCAUUACAAGCAACUGCAUCAAAAAAAAAGAGUGGUUGGAGAUUUCCUUUACCAAUUUAUCGUUCAAUUGAAUAUCUAAAAAAACAUGGAGGAGUAGAAACAGAAGGAAUAUUUAGAGUUAAUGCUGUUUAUACAUGGAUGAAUAGAGUAAAAGAAUUAUUAAAUUCAGGACAAGACAUUAAAGAUGAAGAAUUUGGUCCAGAAGGAGUUCAUGUUGCAGCGUGCAUAAUAAAACUAUUUUUAAGGGAAUUAUCUGAUUGUUUAAUUCCAAUGCAGUUUUAUCAACAAUACGUUUCUGUAGGAAAUACAGAAAAUGUUCAAACUAGAGUAAAAGUUUUAAAACGAUUAGUGUCUAGUCUUCCUGACACAAACAAAUAUACUUUGUGGUAUCUUUGUGACUUCCUUGUAGAUGUAUUAAACCAUCAAUCAGUAAAUCAAAUGGGAGCUUCUAACUUAUCAAUUUGCUUUGCACCUUCUAUUAUUACUUCACCUGAUAUUAAUCCAACAUUAGAAAUAGAGAAUUCUGCAAAAAUUCGUGUUGUUUUUGAAACAUUUUUAGAACAGUUUAAUUCAAUUUUUGGAGAUGUUGCAACAGAAAAUAGAAAAAUGGGAAUGGUUUCUCCUCCUUAUCCUGCUGUUACUCCUACGGCUGCAGUUUCUGAUGCUAUUGUAGCAGAACAAGUCGCUCAAGAGUCUAAUAGAAGAAAAACUUUAAGUUUUAAGGGUAAGAUAUUUUCAAAUACAUCAAAUAAUGAUGAGAAGAAGGAUGAACCUCCUAAAUCAUUUUUAGGAAGAAAAGUUCAUACGUCUCAAGAAAGUUCUAUCUCAGACCGUACAAAUGCAGGGUUAUCUUCGGUUCAAAGUUCUGUUACUACAUCUGGUAUUGGUUUGACUCAACAAACUUUAGGACAUCAAAUCAUUGAUGAAAAAGAAAGGUUUGCUUCAUUAGAAGAAAAAAUAGCUUAUUUAAUGAGUAAGUUUGAAGAACAACAAACAACAAUCCAACAACUUACUCAACGUAUUGUGUUUCUAGAACACCAAGUAGCACUAAAAGAUUCUUCAACAAAAGGUAAUGAAGAACAACAAUUUGGAUUAUCACCACCUAAAGUUAAAGUUGACUUUUUGGCUAUGAGAAAAACAAUGAAUAAACCAAUUCGUCAAGAAAAUAUUGCUUCAAGUGCACCUCCUUCAAACAAUCCUAUUCUCCAACAUACUCUCGAACAAAACUAUCAACACCCAGAUGACAUGGGUAUUCAGCAAGAAUAUACUAUGGAAGAUGACCAGUCCCACAAACAAGAAAUACCUGAACAACCCCCUCAACUUCCUCCUCCAAGAAGGGGAGCUUCAUCUGCUAACAGAUCUUUAAAUCCAACAUUAUCUUCUAAUGACUCAAUAAGGAGAGGUGGUUUUAAAUCAACUUCAUUAAGUAAUUAUGAACAACCAACAACUAGUGUUUCAGCCCCUCCACUAAGCCCAGGGCUUAAAGGAAGAGGUGCACUUAGAGGGGGGUAUCAUUAA
This is a messenger RNA of Entamoeba nuttalli P19, 1776 nucleotides long. RefSeq names its product Rho GTPase activating protein, putative. Gene Ontology annotation, cellular component: cytoplasm. Lineage: Eukaryota; Evosea; Mastigamoebida; Endamoebidae. The record is from RefSeq and is a predicted model, not a curated record. The transcript has a single exon. Gene Ontology annotation, biological process: small GTPase-mediated signal transduction. Bases 1 to 1776 code for a protein of 591 amino acids. Gene Ontology annotation, molecular function: GTPase activator activity.